Messenger RNA from Thermothelomyces thermophilus ATCC 42464, 4688 nucleotides. RefSeq lists its product as uncharacterized. NCBI's taxonomy places the organism in Eukaryota, Fungi, Ascomycota, Sordariomycetes, Sordariales, Chaetomiaceae. The coding region runs from base 840 to 4436 and encodes 1198 amino acids. The transcript is spliced from 4 exons. The record is from RefSeq and is a predicted model, not a curated record.
GCGCUUUGAGACCCUUGAAUCUCCGGACUCUAAUCGCCAAGUUGGAGCCAUGAGAUAAUCGCUUUUUGGCCAAGUCCGCUGGAGCCGUUCCGAGAUGAUGUAUUAUUACUUUUUUAAUACCUCUCGCUGCGACGCACUAUUCAUAACGCGGUUGGGGUCCAGACCUUGGCCCUCUUGAAGUUUGCCACAGACCUCCAUUUCCCCGCGAAGCAGCAGCUACCCUGCCAAAACUACGCUACCGCUGCGUGACCACCUUCCUGCCUCAGGUCGCCAAAGGUCCAAUAUCUAUCUUACGUUAUCCGACCGCGGCGACUAGGCCUUCCCUUCAGCCGCUCCGUUAGACGAACCAGACCAGGAAGGCGCCCAAGUAUACAAAAGCCAGUUCACGGCACACACCAGCACACUGUGCAUCCAAACGACUGCAAGAGUCACGCGAGGAAUCUGCCCGUCGUCCUCGAUUGAUAUCCCCUACCUAUCGCCCGCCGAAACCAGGACACCGAGCAAACGUCCAUUGAGUUCAGCUUGACCGAGGCCAUGGAUGUCUACAGUUCCAGCGUCUGGCCCCAGUGACAGAGCUCCGUUUACGAAGAGCACACCGUUCGUACCUCGCUUUAGCCUUCGCGCCAGCGGACGGCAGAGAGCGCCCGGAUCGAAUACUCGUGGGCUUGGCUCUCCCUAUUCUUGGCCGAUCUCAAGCGUCCCGCCGCAUCGCGCGAUCAACCGCAGAUUUGCGGGUGGCUCGAACAAACCGAACCACUGAGCUCGACGGCUUUAUUUGUGGUGAUAUUUUCACCCAUAAACCCUCUCCCGUCAGCGAUCUGUAGAGCGGCAAGGGCAAGAUGGAGGACGCUCAAAGCCUGGAUGUUAGCUGGAUGACCCACGGAAAUCCAAAAGACAAGGCUGCGAGGAACGCAACAUCGCGUCGAAGAUCGCUCUCGAACUCAGCCCACGACUCUCCAGCACCGAGCCCCGCCCCCGACUCUUCUCCCACGACGCGCGCAGUCGACAAUGACAAACCUGUAGAACCAGCGAAGCCGCCCACGCUCACUCGAUCGAACUCGUCGCGGGGCACCUCGGACGAAAAGCGAACCCCGCUUACACCCCCGCCCCAGCGGCGAAACUCGUGGUUCUCCAAUAUCUCGUCUAAGUUCACGUCAGGAGGCGGAACUGCCCAUCAGAGUCCUCCGCAAGCAAACACGGCGUCGCCAAAACCCGCCGAGUUGUCGGUUCCCAGGGCCUCUCCGGCGAAAAACGCCGUCCUCCAGCAUGCUUCAAUACCAGAGGGCGAAGGCCCCUACACCCCGGCCCCCCCAAAGUCGUCACAGACUGGUCUGUUCCAUGUGCUUCGGCGGUUGUCAUCGUCCAGCGGCACUUUCAGCCCGAACUUCAAGGCUCACAAUCACGGAUUGGUGGAGAGGCGCGUGCUGAACGUCGAUCGCUACCGGGAGCGCUGCAGCAUCAGCGGGUUGAACCAGUCCAAGCUCCGGAGAGUCUCUUUCUGCGUCGAUGUGGAAAUCGCUCCUAUGCCCAAGUACGCGGACGAAGCGGAUGCUAGGAAAGGGAGCAAGGCGAACAAGGAGCAGAAAAAGAAGAUGAAGGAAAGGGCUGAGGGCGAGGCGCUGAAGCACCCCAAAGCGGUCGAGACCCAGAAAGAGGCGGGAGGCGAGAUCAAAGCCACGGGCGAAGAAGUUCCAAGGGAGCCGCUAAAAGAAGGUAUCGAGCCCGGCAGUCCGCCAAAGCCGGCUGCAGACGGCGCGCCCGGAAAGCCCAUGCCAUCUGAUAAGAAGAAGGAGAAGAAGAAGAAGAGCGAGGAGGAGCGGAAAGCCAGAAAGGAGCAGAGGCGGAGACAAGCCGAAGACAAUGGCACGAUCCCCAAGGAACUCCAUUACGACAGCGACUCAUCCUCGAGUGGCACAACGGCCCGGCCCGGCACACCCAAGACGCAGAGCUUGCCCACCACCAAUCCGGUCAGGAUAUAUCGCCGGUGUUGCCAGCUCAGGGAGACGCCCAUCCUCAAGAAGAUUACAGAACAGCUCAUGGAUCCAGCCAAUUGCUCGACCGAGCCCGGCGUGGUGGAGAAACUUGACCUCACCGGCUACUGGAUGCAGUUGACUGAUCUCAUUACGUUGGGCGAUUAUCUCGCCGUCGUACCUGUACGGGAGGUAAUCCUCGAGAACUGCGGCCUGACUGACGAGGGGCUCCGCGUGAUUCUCGCCGGUCUCCUCGCGGCGAAGAAACCUAGAGGAAGGCGGCGGAGACCGCUUGGAGGUCUGGAUGGCCUGACUGAGCAGGGCGGGAUGGUGGAACGGCUCGUCCUCAAGAACAACAAGAUUGGCCUGGAGGGGUGGAAGCAUAUUUGCUUGUUCAUCUACCUCUGCCGGACGCUGAAGAGCCUGGACCUAUCGGGAAUACAGUUCCCACACCAAUCAUCCCCGGCAUCCGGGGCAGUGAAUGGCAGUGCGACGCCAACACCGGGACAGCCGCAAGACCUGUGCCAUCUGCUGUCGAAGUCGCUGGGGGAGCGGCUCGGGGGCUCGACGCUCAAUCUGCUCGGUCUCGGCCAGACAGGCAUCAGAGCCGAGCAGUUAGGGGUGAUCAUCGAUGGCCUUAUCCGUUGUGGCGUCAAACGGCUUGGUCUCGCCAAUAAUGAUAUCGAUGCCUCUGGUCUCGAGCAUGUUGCGAGAUUCCUCAAGACUGGGCUCUGCGAGGGCCUCGACUUGGGCGGGAACGAUCUGAGGGACGGACUCGAGACCCUGGCUGAUGCCCUUGCGGCAGAGAACUGUCCUCUUUGGGCGCUGAGCCUGGCUGACUGCAACCUGGCGCCGCCCUCGCUGUGCAAGUUGCUACCGGCUCUGGUAAGGUUGAAGCACCUUCGGUUCAUCGAUCUGUCGCAUAACCACGAACUGUUCGACUCAGAUCCGAGCGCGGUGGGUGUGCUGCGAAGGUAUCUGCCCAAGAUGCAAUGUCUGAAACGCAUCCACCUCGCAGACUGCGCCAUGACACCCGAACAGGUCAUUGCCAUUACCGAGAUCGUUCCCGAGGUCGCCGGCCUUGCCCACAUCAGCUUCGUGGAGAAUCCGCAGCUGGUUGAGCUCGCGAAGAAUGCCACGUCGGAAGAGAAGCAGGAGGAGGCUUGCGCGCUCUUUGCGUCGCUUCUGGCGGCUGCUCGAGUCUCUACAAGCUUGGUGUCUAUUGACAUUGAGGUGCCCAGCGAGCAGUCGAGCGACCUUGUCAAGGCCAUGGCGAAGCAGGUCGUGGCGUACUGCCUGCGCAACAUGGAGGUAGCGACCGCGACGGCAGCCGAGGCGCAAGCGGAGAUGCUCGCCAAGCCCGAUCCCGAGUACCCAGACGUUCUGCAACGGCUGGUCGGGCACGACGUGAUGGCGUCGACGGACAUGGACGCCGAUGUGGAUGCCGCGCCGGACGAAGAUUACGUGAUUGGGGGCACAGGCGUCGUCAGAGCGCUGGCAUGCUGCCUGAAGAACCGCGGGGAUGAAUCGCGGCGGCAAUCGGGCGAGUUCAUUCAGGACGCCGAGAACGGUGUGGUCCAACCUGGGCGGGCUGUGCCCAGCGGUGGGAAGGCCAAGGAGGCUUCCAAGCACCUGUUGCUGAGUGCUAGGAAGAUCAGGCUCCGGCUGCAGCCCGCCAUUGACAAGGCCCGGGCCAAUGCCAAUGACAGCCACACCUAUCAUCGCCUCAUGUUCCUGUCCAAUACUCUAAACGGCAUAAUCAAGCGCUUUGAAGACGAAUUCCCCGACACGCGCUUGUCCAACUCAAUCGACAGCGCAAUUGACAUACCGGACAGGGAAGACGAGGAUGCCGAAGACAAGCCGAGUCCGCUGUCUGACGCAGAAAGCCCCAGCAGGAGCGCUACCCCAGCUACAGCCACGGCCGGCGCCGCCUCGGACGAGGAGGAGCCACCCACCGCUAUCAGAAGCCCCUGCCUUUCUCGCUCCAACUCGACCCUCUCUCUUAACUCAAAAGCCCUGGCGCACGAAGAAGGCCGUAUCCUCCGGGCUGGGCACAAGUUCCGCACCGCCGUUGCCUCCCCGGACGAUCCGGGCCUUUCGCGGUCCGAACACUACGCCCUGCUGGCGUCGGGCGUUGAGAUGGUGGGCGCCGACCCCAACCAUGCGCGGCUCCUGCACGAGCUGCUGGAGGAGGAGCUGGGAGGCGACGAGGCGCUCAAGGCCGAGGUCAGAGAGAAGGGCGUGGUGGCGGUGUUCAAGGAGAGGAGAGAGGAGAUACUAACCCGCCUGCGGGAGGCCGACCCGGCCCAUUGGGACCGGUUUGUGGAGAGCCAGGAGAUGGCUCGGGCUAAUGUCAAGGUUGAAGGGGAGAGCGAGGGAGGUGGUGACAGUGAUGGGAGUGCUGUUGCUUCUGCUGCUGCUGCUGCUGCUGCCGCUGAUGCUGCCGAGACGGCGGUGGAGGAUUGACCAAGUAUGUACCAGGGGCGGGAUGUACCAUUGAUUGAUUUAACACGAUUGAGUGUAAAGAAAGAAGGGAUGAAAAAGGGGGGGAGAAGAGGACUGUGCAUAAUUUAAUCAAUCUGUCCGGAAAUGGACUGGUCGUAAAAUGUAUACCUGCCAGAAAUCUCGUGUGUUGGAGAUAGGCAACCUGACUUCUUACAGCAUGUACUUCGGGUAGGAUGUCGAAACGUUGAGAGUAAGCAAGAUAGUCUUGUGGAG